ACACGCGCGUCGUCGAGUGUGGGUUGUUUCGUAUUUCGUAAUCGUUGUUGUCAUAAUUGGUGACAUAUACUUGUUUUGUGUAUUUGUCAUUUCUGUGUAGCUACGCGAAUGUUCUACGUGUGAUGUUGCACAGUGCGUUCGUACGAUUUUCCGUUGUGAACGCCGGUGCGAACGUGUGAGUGUGUUAACACCGCCGCUAUUUACCACGGCUGUGAUGAGUGACAGUGAGAAUACCGCUUUCCACGAGGCGCGGUAGUGACGUAGAACUUUGGAUAUAGCAUGUACCCUACCAGCAGUAUCAACGCGGCGGCGGCGGCAGCGGCGGCCGUGGCCGUAGCGUCACGACAUCCGGGCCCGCCGCAGCCCGGUCAGCCGAUGAAGAUCACGGUCGCCGAAUACUGCGACAGGAUCAAGGAUGAGUUCAACUACCUGCAGACGCAGUAUCACACGUUGAAGUUGGAGUGCGAGAAACUGGCUUCCGAGAAGAUCGAGAUUCAGCGACACUACGUAAUGUAUUACGAGAUGUCCUACGGCCUAAGUGUAGAAGUGCAAAAACACACGGAGAUAAUAAAGAGAAUGAAUGUUAUUAUCGGCCAAAUUUUGCCGUAUCUUUCUCAAGACCAUCAACAACAAGUCCACUCUGCGGUUGACAGGGCGAAGAAUAUUACGGUGCCUGAAUUAAACACCAUAAUUCAACAGAGGGACAUACCGCGGAUCCUUCAGCAAAUGCACGCUCAGCAAAUACCGCCGGGAGCGAUAGCUGCUCAUCCGGGUUUACCUGGACUUCCCGGAUUGGGGCCAGCUGCCCCUCCCGGGCUUCCGGUGCCGACUUCCGCGUCCGCGGCUUUGCUCGGUCUCGGACUGACGCCCGGGGCGGCUGCCGCGACCCCCUGCACGACCACCGCCGCGCAUUCUCUGUCGAUGCUCGGCAAGGCGGAUAUCCAUCGCGGUCAACCGGACGAUCUCAAGAGCAACGGCGGUCUGAGCUCGACGGAGGAGAGACAUAGAAGCUCGAUAUCGCCCGCUGACAAGUACAGUCGAUCACGGACACCGCAGGAGAUCACUCACGCUCAUCACUCGCAAAAUCACCACGAUCACUCGAUGCACACGAUAAAGAAGAUGAAGAAGGAUCACGAUAAGGACGUCGUACACAGCGACGGCGAGAAGAGCGACCAAGAUCUAAUCGUAGAUGAUGCAAGUGAUGGUCCUGGGAGUCCAGUGGUGAAUGGUGCUACGUCACCGCGCGAAAACGGCAUCGAUAAGAUUUCCUCGGUUGUGGUGCCGUCACUGGGUUCUUCCGGCAUACAAAAUGUAGCGAAGAAGGAUGUGUUAGCGCCACCGCACUCGCCCAGAAGUGGCACGAGUAGCAACGCUAGCACGCCCUCGGCCAAGAAAGUGGAGGACCGCGAGAAGCCGGCGACACCGAUAUCGAAGCCGCUUACGCCGACCUCGGGAGCCGCGGUGGUGAUCAGCAACAGUAUAAAGUCGUCAACCCCGAGUAAAUUGCUGCAAGGCCCAUCAGUACCGCCUGGCGCUAUACCGCCACCACCAGUCACCUAUCCCGGUUCGAUGCAUUAUGCGCCCGGUCCACCGCAUAAUCUCGCGGCGGCCGCUGGUCAGCAUCCGCACGUCGACAUGAUGGCCUAUAACGGUUACGCGACGCCGAGACCGCCCGCCUCGCUACAGCAGAUAUACGAUCCUCACUCGGCUAUGAGAGCCCCCGUGGGAUCUAUCGCAAUACCUGGAGGCAAACCUGCGUACAGCUACCACGUCUCGGGCGACGGCCAGGCACAACUAGUACCGUUCCCGCAGGACGCUCUUGCCGGCUCGGGUAUACCGAAUCUCGCGCGUCAGAUUAAUACUCUGAAUCACGGCGAGGUGGUGUGCGCCGUAACGAUCUCUAAUCCGACCAAGUACGUUUACACCGGCGGCAAAGGCUGCGUAAAGGUAUGGGAUAUUAGCCAGCCGGGUAUUAGUUCCGUCAAACCAGUCUCGCAACUUGACUGUCUUCAGCGAGAUAAUUAUAUCAGAUCAGUGAAGUUACUUCCGGACGGCAGAACUUUAAUAGUUGGCGGGGAGGCCAGUCAGCUGAGCAUUUGGGAUUUGGCGAGUCCCACACCGAGAAUCAAGGCUGAAUUGACCUCGUCUGCACCGGCGUGUUACGCUUUAGCGAUCUCGCCUGACUCUAAAGUCUGCUUUAGCUGUUGCAGCGACGGCAAUAUCGCUGUAUGGGACUUACAAAAUCAAGCCCUUGUUAGACAAUUCCAGGGUCACACGGAUGGUGCCUCAUGUAUCGAUAUAUCAGCAGACGGUUCAAAACUGUGGACUGGAGGUUUGGAUAACACUGUUCGUUCGUGGGAUCUUCGCGAGGGCAGACAAUUGCAACAGCACGACUUCACGUCACAAAUAUUUUCUCUCGGCUAUUGUCCUACCGGCGAGUGGUUAGCGGUCGGUAUGGAGAACUCGACUGUCGAAGUAUUGCACGCCACGAAAACGGACAAGUACCAACUGCAUCUUCAUGAAUCCUGUGUGCUGUCCUUGAGGUUCGCUUCCAGCGGUAAAUGGUUCGUUUCCACCGGGAAAGAUAAUAUACUGAAUGCGUGGCGUACGCCUUAUGGAGCAUCGAUAUUCCAGUCGAAGGAAUCCUCGUCGGUGCUCAGUUGCGAUAUAUCGACGGAUGACAAGUACAUCGUCACCGGUUCUGGCGACAAGAAGGCCACCGUCUAUGAGGUCAUGUACUGAAAUGCUAUCAACUGGCUGUCUCCUGGAAACGACGAGUUCUUUCGGAAGCGUUAUGUCGAAUAACGUGAUAUCGCUGUUGUUGUUCCUUUUGUUAUCGUUGUUGUUAUCUGCUCGUUGACAAGAAAGUGAGAUUGCCGGUGCGAAGGCCGAGUCAAACGGACACGAAAGAUUCGUGAUUUUCCGAAUUUUAAUAACCGCACACUUGCAAUAAAGAAUGAAAAAUCUAAAAAUGUACUUAAGACUGCAGUACAUGACGUAAACAGUAUACAAUAAGAACAUAGCGAUCAAUAAUAUUAUUUCCUGUGAGACUAUUAAAAUAAAUAAAAAAUUUGUUUCUUUUAAUAACACGCUCACGAAA
Messenger RNA from Linepithema humile (Argentine ant), 3100 nucleotides. Its product is annotated as protein groucho-like. Gene Ontology annotation, cellular component: nucleus; transcription regulator complex. The record is from RefSeq and is a predicted model, not a curated record. NCBI's taxonomy places the organism in Eukaryota, Metazoa, Arthropoda, Insecta, Hymenoptera, Formicidae. Gene Ontology annotation, biological process: negative regulation of canonical Wnt signaling pathway; regulation of DNA-templated transcription. Gene Ontology annotation, molecular function: protein binding; transcription corepressor activity.